Molecule: messenger RNA, 699 nt
Organism: Sclerotinia sclerotiorum 1980 UF-70
Lineage: Eukaryota; Fungi; Ascomycota; Leotiomycetes; Helotiales; Sclerotiniaceae
Exons: 1
Coding region: 1-699 (232 amino acids)
Molecular function (GO): oxidoreductase activity
Source: RefSeq, a predicted model, not a curated record
AUGCCACACUCCACCGAAACAGAAACAACCCAACAGUCAAGUUACGCUGAGAUGACCUUGAAAGAAUCCCUCAUGACACGACACUCAAGCCGAGCCUUCCUUCCCACUCCAGUUCCAAAAUCCAUCAUAAACUCCACUCUAGACCUAGCUCGCUUCGCCCCCUCAAAUUCAAACAUCCAACCCCAACGCCUUUUCCUCUUAACAGGCGAGCCCCUCGAAAAUCUCAAAUCUAAACUAUUUUCCAUAGCAUCAGAAUCCACUCCCAACAUUCCUCCCCUCCCUAAGGAAUACACACACUACCGCUCUGAAGUUGGUCGACAACUCUACGGCGAAGCGAUGGGUAUUCCACGAUCCGAUUCCAAAGCUCGCAACGCAGCCGUCCUUCGUAACUAUCAGUUUUUCAACGCACCAGUUGGGGCAUUAGUGUGUAUUGAUAAAAGUCUGACGAGCGCGGAUAGACUGAGUGUGGGGAUGUGGUUACAGAGCUGGUUACUGGCGCUCACGGAGAGAGGAGUAGGUUCAUGCGUGCAAGUUUGUCAGACGGGUUAUCCUGCGUUACUGCGGACCGAAUGUGGGAUUAGUGAUGAUUUAGAGAUUUUGGUGGCGGUGUCGAUUGGGUAUGAAGAUUCGGAGUUUAAGGCUAAUGGGUUGAGGAUUGGGAGAGAGGAUGUGGAGAAGUUUGUUCAUUUUUUGGAGUAG